This is a messenger RNA of Lethenteron reissneri (Far Eastern brook lamprey), 3522 nucleotides long. RefSeq names its product ZPR1 zinc finger (gene ZPR1). Gene Ontology annotation, molecular function: zinc ion binding. Gene Ontology annotation, cellular component: nucleus. The record is from RefSeq and is a predicted model, not a curated record. Lineage: Eukaryota; Metazoa; Chordata; Hyperoartia; Petromyzontiformes; Petromyzontidae.
UAUAAAUAAUCAAGCCCCGACUAAGAACACAACUUUCACGCGGCUUUAGUGUCUGUAGCAUCGCUCCUUUCUGCUCUUAUUUUGCUACCUGGUUCUUUAUUAUCUUCCAAAGACGGCCUAGCGAUGUCUACGAACCAGGACGCCGAGGCGCGCGGCUUGCGGUCCGGAGGCCCCGUCUUCUCGGACCUUGACGCCGGAGACCCCGACCAGGAAACCACGGAGAUGGAGUCGUUGUGCAUGCGGUGCUACGAUAACGGAGUGACACGGCUGCUCUUCACGCGCAUCCCGUUCUUCAGGGAGGUGGUGCUGAGCUCGUUCUCGUGCGAACACUGCGGAUUCGCCAACAGCGAGAUCCUGUCAGCGGGACGCGUGCAGGAGAAGGGAGUACGCUACGAGCUCAGCGUGCGGAGCCCCAAGGACCUGGACCGCGAAGUGGUGAAGGCCGGCAGUGCAACCACGCUCAUCCCCGAGCUCGACUUUGAGAUCCCGGCCUUCACACAGAAAGGAGCUCUCUCCACCAUCGAGGGCCUCAUCGAUCGCGCUGUCGCCGGCCUGGAGCAGGACCAACCUGAACGCAUGACGCAAGACCCGCAGGCGGCGGAGAAAAUCGACGCGUUCGUCGCCAAGCUGAAGAAGCUCAAGGAGCUGCAGUCGCCGUUCACGCUGGUAAUCGAUGACCCUUCGGGGAACAGCUUUGUGGAGAACCCGAGCGCGCCACAGCGCGACGAGGGCCUGCACACCUCGCACUACGAGCGCAGCCGUGCGCAGGACGUCGCGCUCGGCCUGAAGGCAGAUGAUGAUGAAGGUGACGAAGACCAAAAGGUUGACGUGACGACCACACAAGAGGUGAUAACCAAGCCUGAAGAGGACAGAGAGGGUAACGAAGACCUCAGGAACGAGGUCCUCAAGUUUUCCACAAACUGCCCCGAGUGCAACGCGCCGGCAUCGACCAACAUGAAGCUCAUCCAAAUCCCUCACUUCAAGGAAGUCAUCAUUAUGGCCACCAACUGCGAUGUGUGCGGACACCGGACUAACGAGGUAAAGUCAGGAGGAGCCAUCGAGCCACUGGGGACGAGAAUCACGCUCAGGGUGACCGACCCCUCCGACAUGACCCGCGAUCUGCUCAAGUCCGAAACCUGCGCGGUUCGAAUCCCGGAGCUGGAGUUUGAGCUGGGCAUGGGAGCUCUGGGCGGCAAGUUCACCACCCUCGAGGGGCUGCUCUCCGACAUCAGGGACCUGAUUGUUGCCAAAAACCCGUUCUUGUCUGGCGACAGCUCCACUCCGAACAGGAAUAAGAAGAUACAGGAGUUUGGACGGAAGUUGGAGGAGAUCCAGGCAGGGAGGAUGGUGGUGCACGUGGUUCUUGAUGACUCCGCUGGGAACAGCUACCUCCAGAACGUCUACGCGCCCGAGCCGGACCCGGAGAUGACCGUGGAACGAUAUGAGCGGAGCUACGACCAAAACGACGACCUGGGCAUCAACGACAUGCGCGUUGAGAACUACGGUGAGGAGGAGGAGGAGGGCGGUGACGGCGGCACGGAGGGAAGCGGCAGUGGCACGACCAACAGUGCCGAGCGGAGCGACUCUGAGCGCAAGGCUGUGCCCGGAGACCCCACACUCGCCACUCUGUCUUAACACGCGUCCACUGCUCUCCUGUUGUUGCCUUCCCAAUGACACCUUUACUGCUACAAGCACAUCCGUGGCAACGUGGCGCCAUCACAACGCAGGUGGCUUUCCGCUGGCUAUAUCCUGUGCCAAGCCAGAACCAACCCGUGAUAUGCUGGCCUAGCAAAGCAUCUCAAUCUGGCUUGGGGCCCGGGCAGGCCUAAUAAUGCAUCCAUUGCGUGUGGCAUCAGUAUACAACUGAAAUACAGCGUCGCCGUGUCAUCCGCGUGAGUCUCGACUCGUUCAUUGUGUGUGGCGUUUGCGACACGGGUUGGCUUUCGCAGUGGAAUAACUAACUGAUGUGAUGUAAAUAGUAAUUUAAGUAACGCAAAAUCGUGCUGAAAGCGCUGUGGUCAUUUAAGUUUGUUUUUAGGUCACGCUCAUAAGCAGUCGAAUGAUAAAUGUUUGUUCUUGAGUUUGUUCUGCAGAGCGUUCCACACGACAGGGCCCGCAUUGCGUUUGUAUUCGGGCUCGCGUCACAACAAGAUGCACCCCACCACAAGCAGCAGAUCUCGCUCGUUGCCGUUGGUCGUUGGCGGGAGUUUAUUGGCCCCGACAAACCGAGGCGGCAUGCCCUGGGUCCGCCUCCAGGCUGGCUCGGCUCGCCAUGGCCCAGGUGCGACUCUGUUGUGCAGUGGAAAAUGGAGACCCACACAUGGGGUGGCUGCCCCACGGCAACCUCGGGAACUACCGGCUGGAGCUGAAUCUUGAGAACCGCGUGAUGGAAUUUGAUCAGUCCCGUGAUGUCUGUGCAAGGAUGGAGUAGACUGGGUGUUGGGGGAGUUUAUUGGGAAAUUCAACUGUACUCUGACAUAGGGUAAUCUCGCAACAUUUUUUUAUUUUGCGAGAUUACUCCCAAACACACCGGUGGUGCUGAAGCAGUAAUUAUUUGGCACGUUUGUUACGUAACACAUUUAUUAAUUGGCUGUGUCUGGGUGCAGGAGGCUUUCCAAACAUGCAUUUCAUUUACUCAAACCUAACCCAAAAGAAACCAAUUAUGAAUCGUUAUUGGUCGUCAAAGCCUACCUAUAAAAUAGGGAGAGGAUUAGCGUCUAUCUAGCGCUGGCCUUAUUGUCAGCGUUAUAUUAAGACAUUUUCGAGAGGAUUAUUUUGAUGGACAGGUUUAUGGAUCCGAAAGCGGCCCUGGUGGAAGAGUUGGGAGGGGGGAGUGAUUUAAUGAGUAUCUGGAUGGAUGAGUGGUUGCGUGAGUGGGUGGAUAUGAACCAAUUGCUUACACUCAACUUGCUCAUCUCUCUAAUGUAUGUUUCGAUUUAAAGCUUUCAUGACUGCAGGGAUUCAUCUUCUUGGUUCUUUCGGUAAAGUCACGUAGAAGGGAAAUAAUAAAAUAAUAAAAAUAAAACAAUACAAUUCUCACGACGUUUCGGCCACAACGCAAGCAGCCGUCCUCAGGUGAAGAACCAAGAAGACGAAUCUCUAAUGUAGUUGUAUAAAACUCGCCAAAACUUUCCUGCACAUGCACAUCGAUAUGGAUAUCGUACUUUAGGAAAUGUGCGUCUCAUGACUCCUGUAGUUCAACUAUUUAUUAGUUAAAAUCGCCAUGCAAGAACAAUACAAUUACGCUCUGAUAUAUAAAAAAAACAAUCGACAUGAAUGCAAAUUGCCUUAAAAAUGUUUGUGAAUUGUCCAAAAGCUCUUGAAUAAAUAUCCUGCGCCACGGCAAAUGGUUGUUUGUGAUGCAUUUGUUUCCUGCCGACAACGGAGAGUUCUGUCCAAGCCGUGGCCUCGACUGGGGAGUUCGCGGUGGCAGAAGUGGCAGCGAGACGCGUCAUUGACUCGGCGGCCCUUCAGUGUCCAUCGCCACGCAACUCGUUCGUUCUCAAGCGAAGGGCUCUUAGU